AUAUCAAAUUAGUAAUAUCGCAAUAAUGUCGAUCGCCACUGACGAUACCAAAUCAUCGUCGUAAAACGCUCAUGUAAGUCUGCACCUUUGCGACUAUGGUUGACAGCUGACAACAUGUAAACAAAUUUUGAAUUUUGCUAUUUUUACUAGAAUAGAAAUAUUUGGUUCUAAAAUUAAUUCCCAAAUUACAUUUUUUAUGUUUUAUUUUUAAAUUUAUUACAGGGGCUUCCAGCAUUACUAGAUUUUGGUGCAAUUAAUUAUUUCGCAUUAAAAUGAGUAGUUAUAUAACAAACCUUUUGCAAGGAUUAGGGAAACCUACCAAAAGGGGUAUAAAAAAGUGCUCUAAAUGUGGGGUAUACAAUGGAACGAGAGGCAAUUUUUGCAAAAAUCAACAGUGUGGGACUUCUCUAAAACAUGCGACCAAUUACUUGAUUGAUUUUGAUGCUGUUCAACUAGAAACAGGCACUGUUCGACAAGUAUUCUCCGUUCAUGUUGCUAAAGAUUCCAUAUCAGAGUGCAGAGGAUUUGUGCAAUUGCCCCAUGUACAAUAUUGCACAGAAGAUCAAAGCAACUUAUUGUCAAAUGUUGCUCUUUGUUUUGUGGAUAGCUGCCAAAGUUCAUUUGACAACUCCAUUCUUAAGUGCCAUGAAGAGGAGCCAAGUUAUAUACAGUCUGAAGUAUGUAGUCACAUUAAUUUAGCCUUAAGAAGCCAGGUGACUGCUAAGCCCUUAAUUAUUGAAAAAAAUAUCUUAACCAGCCUGAAAAUACCAGAAGAAUGCAAGGAAAAACUGUGGUUACUUGCUUGUGACACUAAACGUCCAUUGGUUCAAAGGGUGGCUACUAAUGUCAUAGCUGUUAAAUGUCAAGUAACCCCAAAACAACCACUGGGGUACUUGCAUUUUACUUUUUUGAAGGGCAAAAAUAAAGGGUUUGAGAAAUAUCAUUGUAACUGUACUGAAUAUUUAAUGGCAGGAUGCCAUGAUAAAUCAAUGGGUAUAAAAUAUAAAUGUAUCCAUUACUAUGCUUGCAUAGCGGCACUUGCCAGUAAUCAAGACUAUUUUAAUGAAUUUCACAACUUUCUUGCUAAUGAGAUCACAUCAAGAAAUAAAGCAACUUGUUCAAAUACUAUUAAAGGUACAAAACAAAUAGAACCAUUUGCUGUCAAAGGGAAAUAUAUUAAUAUAAUUUCAAAUCAGUUGAUUAAAAAACAAACAGUAUCUAAGGAUAUAUCAAAAUCGGCACUAAAAAGUCAAAAAUAUAUAAUCAAGAGAUGCAAAAAGAUAGUGCCAAAAAUCUACCCAAUAGAAAUAAAAGUUCUUAACGAAAUAACGCCCAACAAAGACGAAAAUAAUGUGUCGUGGCAAUUUUUUGAUUGGUUAGCAUUUGUCACGGAAUCGAUUAAUAAAACUAUGCAGUUUAUUAAUUGUGGAAUAAUUAAUACACAAGUGUUUUAUAUACCAGAGGAUUUCUUCGAUUCGUUUAAAAAACGAAUUCCCGAAGGCUAUGAAGAACAAACUACUGACAUAGGUUCAAUCUAUUAUAGCAUAAUGAACGUCAACCAUGUUAAAGAAGUAUUUGACACACCAAAGGUAAAACUUCGUAUAGCAAAAAAAUUCAUUCACGAUCAAGAAAAAGGUUACAUUGAGUACGACGAUGAAACUAAUGAAUCAACCUCCCUUUAUCAGUCAUCCUUUAUAUUUUUCUUAAAUGUAGGACAAUCUACUGUAGACGAAAGUGACAACUGUAAUAAUGCUUUUAUUAUAGAAUGGUUGCCUAAUAUGUUUACCACAUCCAGUGUUAGUCAAUUGAAAGUGCAAUAUAAAUAUGGUAGGAAAAGUAUUUAAUGUAUAUACAUAUAUACAGUGUGUCUAUUCAGUCAGUAAACUUUUUUGUUAUUAGUUGUAGGAAAAUAAGUUAUUCUUUGUAAAAACUUCUGCAUAAUCCAAAACCUAAAAUGCAAUAAUCAAAUACGAAAUUUUAUUAGUCGUAGGUUUUUCACAAACUAUGCAUUUUGAUCAAGAGUAAAAUACCUUUAUUUUUGACAAUAAGGAAAUUUGUUCUAAAAAGAAGUUGUUUAGAAUAUGCAAUUAUUUGCUGGUACUUAUAUCUUGUCCCUAUUUAAUAUAACAAUGGAAAUGUAAGAGUAUUUACGUAAUUAUAUAGGGGAAAGGCGGGCAAAAUGGGGUAGUUUGUCACCAAAUAAUGAUAACUUUAGUAUUAAUUGACACAGAAACUUUAAUUAACGAAAAAAUAUUUCUACAUAUCAUGCCUAAGUUAUAAGAGCUUAAAAUAAAAUAAAAAAUAUACAAGUUUUUUGUUACAGUCAAAACAAUGCUAAUUGCCCUGUUUUGCCUGCACGGUCGGGCAAAAUGGGAUUGGACCUUACUUGCAUAACUCAUCAAAUAAUCAUAACUCGUCUUCAAAUCCUGCUCGUGAGUUAUGGGCCCAGUGGUGACACAUUGAGCAUGCUAUCCAUCCUUCCGUUGACGAAGAGUAAAAAUCUCCACAGUAGAGGCACUCCGCAUCACUAACUUCACUGUCACUUGAGUCAUUAUUUUUCAGAAUAGUGGAGGCUUUAGUAAUUUUUUUCUUUUUUGGUGCUUGUGCAAGGUUUUUCUUCACAAGAGUUUUCAAUUUAGAAUUUUUAUUCUCUUUUUGCUCAGCUUCCUCUAGCUCGUUUUUGUAAGGCGAAGAUGAGAAAAUAGCAGUAUUUCCUCUUUUACGAGAAACUCUUUUCUCAGCUAGUUUUAUUUUAGGGAUUGGAAUUAUACCCUCAGGACUAACAAUCUUAAAGUUUACCUCUGAAUCAUUUGAUGUACCUGGUUUGAAAAUAUCAAUGGGUUCUGGAGUUUUUUCUUUAACUAAAUUAAUUUCCGAUGGUUGUGUUUCAUUCAUAGUUUCACUAUUAUUGUUUUUAGGUGGUAAGUUUUCAUUUUGUUCAACAUUUGUUGUUUCGGAAGGCAAAAAGUUUGCAUCAGUGAAAACAUCCUUAUUGACUGGCCAAACUCCAGUUUUUAAAAAUCCAUUCAUGGCAGUAAGCGGUGUAGCUGCUCUGAAGUAAGCUACACAAAAUAAUUUAGUUAUUUGUUGUAAGGUAACUACAGGACCAGGCUUAGCUCUAAGUCAUUUGAGUACUUCUUCAGCGUAAUAUGUACUUAUUGGUUUCAUUAAAGCUACAUCUAGGGCUUACAGCCGAUGGGUGCAAUGGGGAGGGUAGCAGAUCAAAAUAACUCCAUGUUCUCUGGCGUAAUUAAUAACUUUCAGGUUUUUUGUGUGGGAUGAAUGUCCAUCCAAAAGAAGCAGAACUGGUCGGUCUUUUGAGGGCUUGGCAAAUUCAACAAAUUUUUUGCACCAAAUAAAGAAUACUUUUUUAUCCAUCCACCCACUAUCAUUUAGCUCUACCCAACAGCCAGGAACAAUUCCAUCCAUGAAAGCUUGUUGCAUUUUUUUCUACCAAAUAUAAACAUGGGAGGCAUGUAUGCUCCUGAAGCCGAAAAGCAUAUUUCAACAGUGACGGUCUCACCCCUCUCCCCUGACGUCAAGGCUCCGACUUGUCUUUUCCCUUUAGUGGCAAUAAUUUUAGACAUUCCCUUUGGAUUAACUGACACUCCGGUUUCGUCCACAUUAUAGAUUUUAUCGUUAGUUGAUAUUUAUCUACAGUUUCGAUAAGUAAGUUAAAAAAAUUACCUACAGCCACUUUAUUAAACCCUAUUGCUCGAGCUCCAGAUGUUGCUUCUGGUGUUCUGAUUGAAAGUUCUGGAUGUCGACGCAAAAAGGAUGUGGACUUCCCAGCCAUGGCAAAUUCUUUAUUAAACAGAUGAUCAAGUUCAUUGAGCUCAGCUAAUUGAAAUGCUAAACGCCUGCAUUCAGUCAUCGUUAAUCUAUAUAUCAGAUAUCAGGUGAAAACAAGGAAUGUCCAGGAGACAAAGGUUUUUUGUUUAAAAAUGUCAUACCUUGAUUGUUUAAACAUAUAAUAAAAGUAUUCGUGUUUCAGAAGCAUCUUAUACCAUCGCAGAACUAGCAAAGAGUCAAAAAACUAAAAAGUGAAACUUCUGGCAAAAUAGGAUCAUUUUUGAAGUAACGUUUUCCUUGUUUAGGUGAAAAAAAGUAUUGUUCAAUGUAGUUCUCUGUGAAAAAAACAAAACAAUCUUUGAGUUGAAGUAUUAGGUGUAUGAACUGUUUCAUUCUUACUUAAUGUAGCAUUUUUCGGUCGAUUUGCUUCUUAUUGAAUUAAGACAGGGAUGACUUAAAAGGCUCUCAGUGUAUCUGUAACAAGAAAAGCAUUCUUCAGAAAUCAUGAAUAGUUUUUUUACUAUUUUAUUUCCUUACCUACAAAUGAAAUGUUUCUUGGUGGUUAUUUUUUUUAGGUGUACAUUUUUCAGUUUCUUCUUGGACCAAUUUCACUUUGGUUGCUAGAGAGACCUGUGCAUUUCUAGUACAUUUACGACUUAAGUUUUUAGGAAGUUUGUCUUCAGGUUUCUGAGAAGGAUUUGCUUGAGCAAUAGUUGGAAGCUACAUGUGGAUGACUGGUAUAAAGUUGUUUUACUUCAUCACACUGACAUAAUUUUAAUAAGGACAUAAGGUCUUUGUAUUUUUUUAAAUCUAUAGGAAUCAGUUCGAAAUAAGAUUAUGAAGGCAAAAUUCAAAUCGUGUGCUGCUUGGAUUUAUUUUGGGUAUAAUUUUAUUUAAACUUUUCUGCAGUUUUUUUUAACCAUGGAGAUUCUAACAUCACUCGAUUGUAGGAAUCACGAUGAGAUACAAGUCGUACAUUUCCCUAAAGUUAUUUUAAACUCCCUUAUUUUUUGAAUCGGGAAUGGACACUUUUUUGCAUAUUUUGUACAGAAAAACUCAGUCCACUCCUUCACAAAACGGAUCUACCGAAACUACAGUAAAUGGCAUUGGUUUUACCAUAGAUGUCAAAAUAGUUUGUUCCCAAUCUCUCCAUUCUCAACUUUAUAUUUAUCAGUCCCAUGUUCUUGUCGCAUUCUAAGUAUGAAUGCCCACGCAGCCGAUAUGUCAACUGUAUUGAGUCGAAAAAUAUUAUAACGUGUAUCAUGUAGGGGGUAAAACGAACGAAGAUGUAGUUCUGAUUUUAUCCGCCUGCAACAUCGCAAAAAAUAUAGAAUUUUCUUACUUCCAUGAGCAACAAAUUCAUACAAAAAUCAAAAAGGAAAGAACACACUUCCUCAAAUUCUUUUUUUUGCAAUGUAUUAAGGAUACGUGUGAAAAUAUGAUAGAGCCUUGGAAAGAACAUGGACAAUAAAGGAGAACAUGGAGAGUUGACGUUUGUAGUACACGUCAUUGGCAGAUAUAUUCGAAAGGGAAAUGUUUUUUUGAUAGUCGAUUGAUAUGGCUUCAAAUUCUGUGAUAUGUUUAAAAUAUGUCUCUUCGAGCUUUAGUGCGGGCACCAGAUUUUCGAUCAUAAAAAGUUUGCGUUUUCCGCAAGUGAAGUUCUUUUUCGGCAGUGAGUUUGAUGACGUGUAAGCCAAUUGACUGCGCCACUUGUAUAAGACAAUUCUCAGCAGCGCACAUAGGGGUAUUUCAUUAAUCCAUGCGGCCAAAAUUAUUUUUUUGUUUUUAUCUAUGCCAAAGGAUAUUUUAAAGUAAAUAACAUCUUAUUUUAAUAAGUAUAUUUAAUAUGAAAAAAAUUAAUAAUAAUAAAAUUAAUAAUGAUAAAAAAACUAACAUUCGUCAAAUAAAAUAUCAUCUUCGCUGUCUGAUGGAUCUGCAGUAGUUACGCUGUCUGGAGGACUGGCAGGCAUCAGAAGUGUUAUGGUUUCUGGUAGAAAAGAUCCCAAUUUUCUUCUGUUUACUUUCCUUAUGCCACUUAAUACCGGAUCGGAACUUAAAAGAAGCCGAUUAAAAAUGUCCCUGUUGCAGUCCUCCCUGGAGAAUUUUCGGGCAAAAUCUUGACGGUAUGCUCGGAAAUGUUUAUUUCGGGCUUCUGCAGCCUCUUCGGAGAGCUGUCCAAUGGGCAAUAAUGCAUUUUUUAUUAUAACUGCACCAUGAAUAAGUACUUUAUGCAUAGUUGGACUCAUUGGGUACCAAGGGUACAAACUAACAUAUAACCUAGCAGUUUCCAAUGCAUAUAUGUUGUAUUUUUCAUGAUUAAUUAUAUAACCACUUGAAAUUACUUUUAGUCUCUAGAUUAGCUCAUAGCUAAUGCCAGUUAUUUCUGAUGACAGUUUUGGGUCCUCGAAAAACCUCCUGCUCGUGUUGCCGUCAUUUGUAUUAUCACCGAAAUUAGCCUUUGGCAUAUCCACUAAGAGUCCAGUUUCUCGGCGAAAUCUUUCCUGAAUUUCAAGCUUUCUCUCCUUUUCCAUACUUUUUUCUGUUUCGGUCUUUCGUUCUCUGUAUUUUUUCACCGGCAAUUUAUAUGCCAAGUGGAGGAUAGUUUCGAAAAAGCGAAUUCUCGCAUGUAAAAUUGAGAGUCCAAACUCUAAAGCUUCAGAACAGACUGGCUUUUCUAGAUUUAACUGGUUAAAUUCUUUGGAGGUUGCACCACAUAUAUAGCACUUGCUGGUUGAUUUAGUGCCUGUAGCUGCAUUGCAGACCUUUCCAUCCACCAUUGUCAUGAUAAAGACAUGCCUAACUAACAAUUCUUUUUCUUGUAAAUUAACACGUGUUGGUUGAAGUCCCUGUAUAGACUUAUUUAUAUACUCAAUUUCUUCCUGCGUAACAUAUGUACUUUCUUUUACGAAUCGAAACCUUAUUGGUCUACAGUACCUGGGAGAUGAGGGAGUAGGAUUUUCCCAGACUAUAUUUUUACCUUCUUUACCACAAACUAGUCUUAGAGGUACAAAACAGCUUUGAAAUAUGUUAGCGUCUGAGUCGGCGUCAUUUUCAAAUUUUUGUUUGAAUUGACAUUGUUGUGAGCCAUCACAGCCCCAUUUGCAAAUAACCUUUAAACUGUCUUUUUCUUCCUCUCUCAGCGUUAUUAGGACUUCGUUCAGGUAGGUAGAUAAACGCAUUACGGUGAGAUCAACCAAAGCUUGCAAAUUACUUUCGGCACUGGUAUUGGUUACGUUGCAUUCUUCUGUUGGUGGGUAACAUUUUUGUUUUUCUUUUUGUAAAAGACUGUAACAAGGAAAAAACUUUUUGUUCGUAUUUCGGAUUACCUCAUAUUGUCUUCGAGUUAAAUCUGCUUCCACAAACAUUGAUAGCGCCUCCAAUGGAGCAAGUUGGGUAGGCUCUUUGGUUUUUGUUUCUGAAAACGCCUUCUUAUAUUUCGUAGCACGUAACGGGCUACUUGUGGUUAUUUCCUUCAGUAUGUCGGAAGCAUCGCGUUUUCCGCUUUUUCGCAACUCAACCUGAGCAGCAUGAAUGAUAACUUCCUUGGCUAAUAAAGCCCGUAUUUCUUCGGUUUUUCUUCUUUUAGUCCUUUCACUUGAUUCUUCAAACAUCUUAGGUGGUCGGCCUGGCCUUUUUUGAAUAACCACGGGAAUUUCAAUAGUUCCUUCUAACCAUGAUUGAUUGUAUUUAAAAAAAAAACACGUUUUCCUUCUUAUGGGCCUUUACCCACCUUUGCUUCGUUUGUGAUUUAAAACGUGCAAAACUGGCUUUAAAACUUUCAAUUUGAUCUUCUGUAAAAUUGUCACAGGACAAAAUUUGAUCCUUCAAAGCAUUUAGUUUUUCUUCCAAACUUGGUAGACCCAGGGCCUGCAUACGGUCGAACAUGUUUCUACGGGUCACUAGUUUUACUUCCGAGGGACCUUGGCAAUCUAUAACAAAAAAAUGUUCGCCUGUUAUUACUCUUACAAUAACAAUGUUUUUAUUUUAUUUUUAUUCAGAUAAAAACAAAUCAAUUCAUUGUGCCCUAGUAGUACUUAUCCGCGCUUUUCCGCGACUAAUUAUAAAAACAUUUACUUCUACAGGACUAAAACCUUUAAUCGUAAUAGAAAUAAUAGCUGGAUCUAGGUGGAAAGUAUAUCAAAUCCAUUAGUAAGCAAAAAUAAUACCCAAAAAAAUCUUCAUAAUACUUGUUACGGUUUAAAUUUUAUUAACUAAAUAAAAA
Molecule: messenger RNA, 8014 nt
Organism: Anthonomus grandis grandis
Lineage: Eukaryota; Metazoa; Arthropoda; Insecta; Coleoptera; Curculionidae
Exons: 7
Coding region: 273-1844 (523 amino acids)
Cellular component (GO): nucleus
Source: RefSeq, a predicted model, not a curated record